Ipomoea nil (Japanese morning glory) is the source of this 1346-nucleotide messenger RNA. RefSeq lists its product as uncharacterized. The record is from RefSeq and is a predicted model, not a curated record. The transcript is spliced from 2 exons. Lineage: Eukaryota; Viridiplantae; Streptophyta; Magnoliopsida; Solanales; Convolvulaceae. The coding region runs from base 99 to 1268 and encodes 389 amino acids.
ACACUAUUCCCCUUCCUUCCCUCAUAAGAAAUCAAGACUGAUAUAUAUACCCUUAAGCAACUGUACUCACAAACUAAGAUUAGCCACAGAAUACUGAAAUGUAUACCACAAUGCCACUCUCACUAUACCGCAAAAACCCGGCUGCUCUCUCCAAAUAUCCUGCAGAGGCUCCAAAUUCUGGUUAUCUGGUGGCUACUGAUGAAGAAUCUCAAGAAAUGGACUCGUUUUGUUGGGGUGUCUACCAGCACGACAGAAUCACGAGGCUGCCGUUUCCUCAGGACAGGAUCUUGAAGGUUGUUCAUGUGUCGGAGUAUGACAAAGACAGUGUCAAGAAAGUCUGGUUCAUUCCUGUUCUUGAUCACCCUCUUUCCUCCAACCGCUACUAUGUUAUCAAAGCCAACGGCAGACACAAAGGGAGGGCGUAUGUAUGUGCCCGAGAAAUGGCAGUGAGAACAUGUUGCUUUGAGAGUGAUAGUGAGGAGCUGAAACCAAGGCAGUUUAACCACAAGGAUGUGUAUCAGCAGUUCGAGAUCUGCCCUUAUUUUAAUGGCGGAUUCUAUGCCAGAGCCGUAGCGUGGGACGGCAUACCUCCGAAGUUCUUGAGAAGAAAAGGAUGGGAAGUUCACAUUUCCCAUUCCUCCAUUAGAAUCCAUCUCAGGGAAGCUCAGGGCCUCAAUCCUUUUCACCCACCAGACAUUCCUGAACUAAAAGCUCCCAUUUCUUCAAAGCGUUCCACUCCGAUCGUCAUCGGAAAGUGGUAUUGCCCCUUUGUAUUCAUGCAGGAAGAAGGAACCUGCAAAGAGCAGCAGAUGAAGAAAUCUUUGUUCUACGAGGUUGCCCUGAAACGUUGGUGGGAGGAAAUCUACGCGUGUACCAGAUCUGCAGGCAACGUCGUGGCCAUUGAUGCACGCGUGAAGAAGCUAUUAACGUUGAUCGACGGCGUAGAAGCUUCCAGGGAACCGAAAACCGGACCCCACGGCGAGUUCGUAUGGUUUAGUACUAUGAAAGGAGGGUAUGAAAGACGUGUGGGUUUGAGCUCCGCCAUUGUUGAGCAGCUGAGAUGGGUGCAAGAAAGGCGGGGGUGGUUCGGCGAUGGCCAGGGUGAUGUGAGGGUGGAGGGGACGGAGGAGAUCAAGAGUGAGAGUGGGUGGAGAAGAUUUGGUUGCUAUGUGUUGGUGGAGAGUUUUGUGAUGAGGAGAAUGGAUGGGAGUUUGUUGAUUAACUUCAAUUGCAGAAACACCCGGAAGAUCAUAUGUACGUGGGAAUAGAAUCGGCUUUACCGACAUUGAUGUGGUUCUGUUCGAUCUGUACUGUGUAGUUUUCAUUCUAAUCUUCAUCUUGUCUGA